Molecule: messenger RNA, 393 nt
Organism: Protopolystoma xenopodis
Lineage: Eukaryota; Metazoa; Platyhelminthes; Monogenea; Polystomatidea; Polystomatidae
Source: the annotation of a GenBank genome assembly
AUGCGAUACCGCGCGUCGUCUACGCCAAGACGAGACAAGGGCGACGGCGAGGGCGAGGGCGAGGGCGAGUGCGGCACGAGGCGACGGGACAACCGGUCGGACGGAGCAUCAUCCGAGCACGAAUGGAAAGAGACGAGUCGAUCUCACGGACCUCGUAAAAGGUGUGGAGGGUGUGGAGGGUGUGGAGGGUGUGAACGGCUUGUCAGGUGGGAGAAUUGGGGAGGGGGAGAGAGGCAUGCUGGCGCCCAAUUAAUCCAUGAAGCAGGCAGAAUUGGCGAGCAGAAGACGAGUGUGGCGGGCCGAGUAGUCCUGGCGAUUGGCGUGAGCAUAGCCGGUCGGGCUCAGUCGCGACUGGGACAAAGUGGGCAAACAGGCUGGCGAUGCGCUGAUUGG